GAUGGUGAACUUGGUGAUGUCAGAUGUCAUUAGCAUAUUUCUGACUAUAUCUGAUGCCUUGCGCAAAGACGCGCCACUACUGCUGCAACGCGCUGACCAGAGAGCAUCCAUCCAUCCAUCCAGCACAUCGGCACACACUUUCGAUUACCUGCAACAAUGAGUGACAAACCCGACGUUAAAGAGGUGGAAAGCUUCGACAAGACCAAGCUAAAGAAGACGGAAACAAAGGAGAAGAAUCCUCUGCCUACAAAAGAUGACAUCUGUCAGGAGAAGGCGGAGGCGCAAUCGUGAAGCCCCUCCCUCCCAUCAUGCACUGUACACCCCCUCUUCCUCCUCCCGCAUUGCCUUGUUUUCAGCCACUUCUUUUUAGAUGUAUAACUUUGUAACCGAAAAAUGAUGAAACGACGACAAUAACCACGCCGCACAGCCCCCCGUGGGCGGGCGAUGCUUUCCUCGCGAAGGGCGGUCGGCCCCGUCCCCUCGACGCGUACCACCUCUCCCUCUCUCCGAGGAUGAGGAGGAUUUGUGCGGGCUGCGGGAAAGGUGUCUUCAACGGGCGCCCGGACGUGCAGCAGAGAGGCCUAAGGGACAGGGCGUGGCCUGCGUUCCAGGAAGCUCAUCACCCGUCUCGCCCACCAUCACCAUCACCACCGCCCAACUUCCUGUGUGGCUGCUUCUUCGCCCCAAGCUGAGGCGUCAAGCUUUUUUUUUUUUUGUUGCUUUUAUUGUUUCUUCGUCUUCUAAUUUUCGGAAAAAAAAAUGCACAACUUUGUUUGUACGCUGGCCAAAAUGUAAAUGCCCCAAAAAAAAAAAAAAAUGUCUGUCACAAUUGUUUUUUCUUUUGUAUGUACACGAAGAUAAAAAAAAAAAUGCAACGGAUUCCAUCUAGAUCUGGGAGAUGCUCAAAUGGACCUUAUGUACGGUUAUUUUAACGCCCCUUUUGUCAGGAGUGGUUUCGGGAUAGCUUUUGUGUUGUCUCUGAAUUGUCUCGAAUGAGGAAAAAGGUAAUCAAAAAAAAAUAUAUACCGGCAAUUGAUUCUAUUUGUUUGCUUUUUCAACAGUCGAUCAAACUUCCUCAAAUGUUACUCUGCCACAAAACCAUUAGCACAAAAUGGAAAAACCGUGAAAUGUUGUAAUAAAAAAAGAAUUUGUUACUAAA
Messenger RNA from Sebastes umbrosus (honeycomb rockfish), 1159 nucleotides. Its product is annotated as thymosin beta-12-like. The transcript is spliced from 3 exons. NCBI's taxonomy places the organism in Eukaryota, Metazoa, Chordata, Actinopteri, Perciformes, Sebastidae. Gene Ontology annotation, cellular component: cytoplasm. Gene Ontology annotation, molecular function: actin monomer binding. Gene Ontology annotation, biological process: actin filament organization; regulation of cell migration. The coding region runs from base 157 to 291 and encodes 44 amino acids. The record is from RefSeq and is a predicted model, not a curated record.